Molecule: messenger RNA, 1520 nt
Organism: Salvia hispanica
Lineage: Eukaryota; Viridiplantae; Streptophyta; Magnoliopsida; Lamiales; Lamiaceae
Source: RefSeq, a predicted model, not a curated record
GCAGUGUUCAUCACUCCCAAAGAAAAAAUAGGGAUAGAGAUUAGAGAGAGAAUCAAAAUCGGAAGAGAAUAAUGGCGGACGCAUCACAUCUGGAGCGAAUGGGAAGGGAGCUAAAAUGCCCUAUAUGUUUGAGUCUGUUUAAUUCAGCCGCUUCACUCACCUGCAAUCAUGUGUUUUGCAAUGUGUGUAUCGAGAAAUCCAUGAAAGCAUCAUCGAGUUGUCCUGUUUGUAAAGUUCCAUACAGGCGAAGAGAAAUUAGGCCAGCUCCUCACAUGGAUAAUUUGGUAAGCGUUUACAAAAGCAUGGAAGUAGCAUCUGGAGUCAGUAUCUUCAACACUCAGACAGAAGCUUCAACUGGUCCUUUGGUCCAAAAUGAUGGCCAAACGAAACCCGAUGCUUCAGAAACUGGGAAUAAAAAACAACCUGGAAAGAGAGGAUCAAAGAGUGCAUCAGUUUUCCCUACAAAUAAAAGGGUUCAGGUAUCACCAUAUACAAGUGCAAGGACAGAAAUGGUGCGAGAAAACCCGACUGAUAGAACUGCUGAAAUCAACAGAAAUGAAACUAAUAGCAGUCAUGUUUUACAAAAUAAUAUGCCUUCUACUUAUGAAAAGGGGAAAGCCCAUUUACCUCCAUUUUUCUGGCUGAGAGAUGAAGAGGACAUGGAGAAGUCAAGUCAGCAGACAAAUGACAAUCUGGUUAUGUAUACACCACCAGAAGCUCCUUGCUUCAGUGACAUCAAAGAUUCAGAUGAUGAGAGAGGAGAUUGUAACUUAUCAAAAAAUGUGGAUUUCUUUGAUAGUGAAAUGUUUGAUUGGACACAGAGGCCUUGCUCUCCUGAACUUUGUUCAACUCCUACAACUAUACAGAUUGAAGAACAAGCUGCUGAGGAGGAUGUAGCCUUAAAACGUGUGGAUGCCACCUCAACAGAAACAGCUGGUCAAAAGAACAGACGUAAUAGUGCAGUAGGCAAGCGUAAAAGGGAAAAAAUCUCUGAAAGCAAAGGCAGAACGAGAGCUUCUAAUAAGAAAGCCAAUGCAAAUGAGCCUGAAAAGGACAAGAAAGCUAAAAGCAUUACUGAAGUAACUGCAGUCUGUGCUGAAUUAGGCAAUGUAAUCUAUCAAGAUAUGCAAGAGGGUACUAAAGACACUCCAAUGAUUCAAAAAGGAAAAUCCAGAAAAGGCAAAAAGGUCCUCUCUGAUGCUAGUGUUCAAGAGAGAGAUGUUCUAUCUUUAUCUGAUGGGGUUGAGCCUCUAGCAAGCAGCAAGGGUGCAGCAUUCACUCAAGUUUCAGCACCAGAUAUUUGUGGAAAGAGCAAUGAAAUUCAAGUUCAAAGGGAUCAAUCAGACAUGAUAACUCCAUCAAAAAGAGCAACGAAAGCUUAUGAAUUCUAUAGUCUCAGAGAUCAGAAAGUGAUUGUGAGCACUCAUGCCACAUUCUUAGAGGAAGACUAUGUAAUGAAUCAUAAGUCCAGCAGUGAGAUUGCUCUAGAAGAGCUAACUUCAAGUUUCAACUUCCAUUAA